AUGACUACGCGAUACGCGCAGGCUUCAACUGGCAGUCCAGUAGGAGUUAGUGACGAUGCAAAUGAUAAUCAAGGCGAACGAUAUGAAAGUCCCGUAUUAUUAACGGGAACAUCAACUCCAGCAGCAGGCAUUGGUUCAUGGGUCUCGCUUUCACCCAACAUUCAUACCUCUGAUUCCGAACUCGAAGCAUACCAAGCUGAUAACGACGACGACUUAAUAUCUGAUUCCCCGGUAGAAGACCAGGAAGAGAGGCCUCGUGGUGUGUUGAAUCUUCCUAGAAAUAUAGAAGUCGAACAAGAAGAGGCUUUAAGAGCAAGUCUAUCAACAAUACUCGCAUCCUCAGAAAGACCAAGAUUCCGCCAAGCCCGCGAACGUGAACUCCGCGCCCGAACAGCAAAUCGCUUUCGUACACUCGCCACUAAAGCCACCAAUCCCCCACCUCUAUUCUUCUCUCGUGACACAUCCCCACACUUUAAUUCCACAUCAGCAGUCACGAAUGAUACUACUAUUAACCCAGUACUGGACCGCGACUUGUCUGAUUCACAAUGUAAUUUAACAUCUUCAGACACAUCAUCCUCAACCACGCAUAAAUUUGUGCAGCCAAUAAUUCACCACCGCACAAGCGUCCGACACAGUCGUGGAUCAAUGUCGCCACCGUUCCAAGAUAAAGCUGAAGCUAUGAUAGAGCGUAGUUUCAACAUCAGCCAUUCACCUCGUAUUGUCUAUUCUGCCCCAUCAUCGCCACCGACGACGUCGUUCUUGGAGACUAGUGACCAGUUGACUAAAAGCGACGAAGAGGAAGAGCAAGAAGGUUAUGUUUCCGAAUCUAAGAGCAGGCGGCGGAAUCUGAACAGGGCAAAAUAUGAAGAAGAUGGUCAAAGUAAUAGUACGAGUGAAUACGAAAGCGUUUCUUCGCUAUCGUUGGAUGAGAUCAGCGACGUUUCGAGAUCUGGGCGAAAAAGUUGGAAGAAGGAAAGUGGGCAUAGUGUUGAUGGGAGUAGCGACGAUGGGAGCAAAUGGUAUAGCGGAGAUAUUACUGUCAAAGUCUGGACGGCAGCAGUUAUAUCUGGAGUACUUCUGGGUGCCGGUUUUGGUGCCGGAUCACUAUGGCGUGGAUCAAGGGCUGGUCAUUAUACUGCCGCACCCGCUUGA
Molecule: messenger RNA, 1152 nt
Organism: Paraglomus occultum
Lineage: Eukaryota; Fungi; Glomeromycota; Glomeromycetes; Paraglomerales; Paraglomeraceae
Source: the annotation of a GenBank genome assembly